Molecule: messenger RNA, 1716 nt
Organism: Lizanozyma spartinae
Lineage: Eukaryota; Fungi; Ascomycota; Pichiomycetes; Serinales; Debaryomycetaceae
Exons: 1
Coding region: 1-1716 (571 amino acids)
Source: RefSeq, a predicted model, not a curated record
AUGGCUGAAACAGCGGCACUGUCAGGUUCUCUGCUGACCAACCUCAGUGAUUCAUUCCCAUUAUAUGGCGGCGGCGCCUCAUCAUCUAGAAAGGUAAUAGUUGGUCCACAAACUGAAUUCAAUCCUGAGACUAACAAGAACAUAGUGCUCUUCCUUGAUGGAACUAGCAAUGAGUUUGGUACCAACCCCUACACAAAUGUACUUCGUCUCUUUCAAAUGACCUUGAUGGACGAAAAAAGUCAAGUGUGUUACUAUCAACCAGGUAUUGGGGCCCGAUUUGAAGCGGAAAGCGAAGACAAUGUAGUGACAAACAUGAUUGAUGAAGCCAUAGCUACAUCACUUUCACGUCAUGUCGUGGCUGCUUAUAACUAUAUUGUAUCCCAGUACAAGCCAGGUGAUAGAAUAUAUUUAUUUGGCUUUAGUCGUGGUAGUUUUACAUGCCGUGCACUUGCGGGUAUGAUAGAAAGAGUGGGGUUAUUAUAUCGUGGUCUUGAGCAUUUAACGAACCAAGCUUGGGAAUAUUAUAGUAACUGGCAAAAGGCCCAGGCUCAAGCUCAAACAGAUGACAUGAGAACUUUGUUUGAAGUAUUUGGUGAGACAUUUUGCAGACUCAAUGUUAACAUCUAUUUCAUGGGGAUUUUUGACUCUGUAAACUCUGUGGGGUUGUUGAGAGAUAAGAUGUUCCCUUAUGUGAUUCGCAGUUCCAACGUUGUUCAUACAAGACAUGCUAUCAGUCUUGAUGAACGUAGGGCAAAAUUCAAGGAAUUAUUUAUUAAAGACGCUGAAUCAAGAUUGAAGGAAGUGGAACAAGGUGGUAGCAGUAGUGAAGUUGAGGAAUCUUUCAAGGAGCUAAUGUUUUCAGGAAAUCAUGGGGAUGUGGGAGGCGGCUGGCAUACUGAUACUACGGUUGAAGGGUCUGUUCCAUCAGAUCACCCAUGGGAUAAACAAUUAAGAUAUUUAAGUGGAGUUCCUAUGAGAUGGCUCUUGAAAGAGGCCCAAACUAUGGGUGUUUUGUUUCAACCAAAGGAUAUUGAUGACUUCAACUCAAAACAAGCAAUCCAGUAUACUUUGUUUGGGUAUUGGCAUGAUAUUUUAUCCUUUAACUCUUCACCUCAAUUGAAAUUCAUUCCUAAAUCCAGUGAAUCAUUAAACACACAAGACGAAAUUGCAUCUAAGUCUAAGUUGUUUAAAUUACAGGAAAAUCCUCCCCAGAAGUUGACUCGAUUUGAUGGUCGUGGGUAUGGUACUUUGUUGAAGACCUUGUUUUGGUGGAUUUUGGAGGUGGUUCCAUUUGCAGUGAAAAAAGAUCGUGCAAGCCAAGCUGAAUUAACUGGUUUAAUUAGGGAAUGCAAUCACCACAAUCGUAAGUUUUGCUUAGUUUUCACUCCUAAUUUCGGUAAACACCGUGACAUCAAUUACACUGCUGACUAUCAUUGGAGCGUGUUCUAUCGUAUCCACUUUAUCACCAACUAUACCCCUGGUAACAUAAAAUAUAAUAAUCAAGUAUCGUUACAAGAUAAAUGGGGGUUGGGUACAAAAUUCAUUAACCUGAUGAAGGUUAAGGAAUCAGCCUUUUCUGAAGACUUGUGGGAAGAAAUUGAAGAAUUCCGUGACAAGUUAAACAAUUUGCCAACAAACUCACCAAAGGACUAUAUUCUGUUAAUCAAAAACGACAGGAGUGAAUUCUGGUUGUACUUGAUUGAUGAUUACGCAUAA